Molecule: messenger RNA, 6605 nt
Organism: Cygnus atratus (black swan)
Lineage: Eukaryota; Metazoa; Chordata; Aves; Anseriformes; Anatidae
Gene: PDE4D
Product: phosphodiesterase 4D
Exons: 18
Coding region: 211-2457 (748 amino acids)
Biological process (GO): regulation of cardiac muscle cell contraction; cAMP catabolic process; signal transduction
Cellular component (GO): perinuclear region of cytoplasm; cytosol; nucleus
Molecular function (GO): transmembrane transporter binding; ATPase binding; 3',5'-cyclic-AMP phosphodiesterase activity
Source: RefSeq, a predicted model, not a curated record
AUACUUUCUGCAAGCAGGAUAUAAGCCUACACUGUUCCUUAAUAGCUUUCCUUCUUGAAGCUGUAGCUUUUCAGAUGGAUUUGUGUAAUAUUUGAGAUAACUUCUGCCAGCUCUGCCGUAGUGGUCAGUAUAACAGCUGGUAUUGGAAUAGCCGAGGGAAAACAUCUCCUCUGAAACUUGCAGAACACUUCUGAUUUAGUCAGAGUCACCAUGAACAAGAAUACUUGUACUCUACAUGGGAGGAGUAAAAGUGUUUCAGAAGAAACACUCCAUCACUGCAGUGAGGAGGAAGAGUCUUUCCAGGGAAUGGAGCCCUAUCUUGUGCGGAGAUUAUCAUCCCGUAACAUCCAGCUUCCCCCUCUGGCUUUCAGGCAGCUAGAGCAGGCAGACUGGGAUAAAAAGAAUGAUACUGAAACUAUUUCAAGACCUACUACUCUUCCACUGAGGAUUCCUCCUCUGAUUGCCAUUACAUCUGCAGAGUCCAGCAGUUUCGAUGUAGACAAUGGUACAUCGUCGGGACGAAGUCCCUUGGAUCCCAUGACAAGUCCUGGAUCAGGGCUAAUUCUUCAGGCAAAUUUUGUCCACAGUCAACGGAGGGAGUCUUUCCUUUACCGGUCAGACAGCGACUAUGACCUUUCUCCAAAGUCCAUGUCUAGGAACUCCUCCAUUGCUAGUGAUAUACAUGGAGAUGACUUGAUUGUGACACCAUUUGCUCAGGUGCUGGCAAGCCUACGUACUGUACGGAAUAACUUUGCUGCAUUAACCAAUUUACAAGAUCGGGCACCCAGCAAACGGUCACCAAUGUGUAACCAACCAUCCAUUAACAAAGCAACUAUAACAGAGGAGGCCUACCAAAAGCUGGCCAGUGAGACCCUGGAGGAACUGGACUGGUGCCUGGACCAGCUGGAGACCCUGCAGACCAGGCACUCCGUCAGCGAAAUGGCCUCGAACAAGUUUAAAAGAAUGCUCAACCGGGAGCUAACCCACCUUUCUGAAAUGAGCAGAUCAGGCAAUCAGGUCUCUGAAUAUAUAUCAAACACAUUUUUAGACAAACAACAUGAAGUUGAAAUUCCUUCUCCGACGCAGAAAGAGAAAGAGAAAAAGAAGAGGCCAAUGUCUCAGAUCAGUGGAGUCAAAAAACUGAUGCACAGUUCCAGCUUAACUAAUUCCAGUAUUCCCAGAUUUGGAGUUAAAACAGACCAAGAAGAUGUUCUUGCCAAGGAACUAGAAGAUGUGAACAAAUGGGGCCUUCAGGUUUUCCGAGUAGCAGAACUAUCUGGAAACAGACCUUUGACAGUCAUCAUGCACACCAUUUUUCAGGAACGAGAUUUGUUAAAAACGUUUAAAAUUCCAGUAGACACUUUAAUAACUUACCUGAUGACCCUAGAAGAUCAUUACCAUGCAGAUGUGGCAUAUCACAAUAACAUACAUGCUGCAGAUGUUGUUCAGUCAACCCAUGUCCUGCUAUCAACCCCAGCAUUAGAGGCAGUGUUCACUGAUUUGGAGAUUCUUGCAGCAAUUUUUGCCAGUGCAAUACAUGAUGUAGAUCAUCCUGGGGUUUCAAACCAGUUUCUUAUCAACACAAAUUCUGAACUCGCCUUGAUGUACAAUGACUCAUCAGUACUGGAGAAUCAUCACUUAGCUGUGGGCUUUAAGCUGCUACAGGAAGAAAAUUGUGACAUUUUCCAGAAUUUGACCAAAAAACAGAGGCAGUCAUUGAGGAAAAUGGUCAUUGACAUUGUACUUGCUACAGACAUGUCUAAGCAUAUGAAUCUAUUGGCUGAUUUAAAAACUAUGGUUGAAACCAAAAAAGUGACAAGUUCUGGUGUCUUACUUCUUGAUAACUAUUCAGAUAGAAUUCAGGUUCUUCAGAAUAUGGUGCACUGUGCAGAUCUCAGCAAUCCAACAAAGCCACUCCACCUAUACCGCCAAUGGACAGAUAGAAUAAUGGAGGAAUUCUUCCGUCAAGGAGAUCGGGAAAGAGAGAGGGGCAUGGAGAUAAGUCCCAUGUGUGAUAAGCACAAUGCAUCUGUAGAAAAAUCACAGGUGGGUUUUAUAGACUACAUUGUUCAUCCUUUGUGGGAGACAUGGGCAGAUCUUGUUCACCCAGAUGCCCAGGAUAUCUUAGAUACACUGGAAGACAAUAGAGAAUGGUACCAGAGCACAAUCCCUCAAAGUCCCUCUCCUGCACCUGAUGACCAGGAAGAGGGCAGACAGGGACAAACUGAAAAAUUCCAGUUUGAAUUAACACUGGAGGAAGAUGGGGAGUCAGACACCGAAAAGGACAGUGGAAGUCAAGUAGAAGAAGACACCAGCUGCAGUGACUCCAAGACUCUUUGCACCCAGGAUUCAGAAUCCACUGAAAUUCCUCUUGAUGAGCAAGUAGGGGAAGAGGUAGAAGAGGAGGAGAACCAGACAGAACCUUGUGCAGUGGAAGACCAUGUUCCUGACACAUAACAAUGAGGACACAUCCUCUCUCUCUUGCCCUCUCCCUUUCCCUCUCCCCUCCUUCCUCUCUCUAAUUAAGUAAUGGUUUCCAAAGUGUAUGUCAUAUGCUACAAUCAUGAUCACAACUCGCUGUCAUCUGCUAGGACGUUUGUCAAUCAAAACUGACCUUGAUGACUCAGUUUGGCACUCAGGAAUAUUGUAACCAGAAUCUUCACCUCCACUGCUUCAGAAAGUGGGGGAAGAAGAUCCAUAAACUACAUCUUACUAAGCUCUCAAUUUCACAGAUUUGAUUAAUUAAAUCAAAUAUUUUCAGAGGAGUACCACCUGCCAACCGAAUGCUGGUAUGCUUUGGUAGAUUUUAAUUUUAAUUUAAUUUAAUUUAAUUUUUAUUUUAUUUCACAACUUAAGCAUUGGAUAAUGUUCAUCAUCAGAGGAAACAGACAGAAAAUAAACUGAGGUUCCUACUGGAAAGCAAAUGCACAUAAAUGAUGGGACACAACACGAAUCUGUUACCAAUAGGAAGAUGAGCUGUGGAAAUUGCAUAAUUUUCUAAUUUCAAGUCUUCCUGAUAAGUGACUGAAAAAAGUGUAACCCAACGGGUUGCACUGAACUCUGCAUUUUGUAUAAUAUGUAAAAGAGAGAUCUUUUGUAGAGCUUACUUUUAUUAUUAAAUGUACUGAGGUAUUAUAUUUAAAGAAAAACACUUUCCGACUUCAUCUGCCACUGGUUAUUUUUUCCAAAGAGUAACUUGCAAGUUUUCAGUACAAAUCUGUGCUACACUGGAUAAUACUUCUAGGGUUUUUUCUUUCCUUCUUGUUUUGCACCUUAGAAUUUCAAAACAAUAUUGAAUUGUAAAUGUCUAUUAUUUUAUGUAUUAGUGAGUUUCAUGAAUAUCCUUUAUGUUACCCAAAACUCCUACAGUAUGAUGGAUUUUUUUAGUUUGUUUUCAUUAUAAUGUUCGCAGACAUAUUAGAGGAAGUUACGUUUUGCUAUUGUCCUCGUAGUGGCCUGAUCCUGUCAAUUCUGACUUAGUACCAGAAGUAGUACUACCAUCGAAACCAACUGUUAAGAUUAAGAUUUGCAGGACUAGGGCCAGUAAGAAAGGUAAUGAAUUGUCUUUAAUAUAAAGGCAGCUCUUCUGCUAUAUUUAUAAAAUUCAUCCCUCUGAAACAUGAUUUUCAGACCAUUUUUUUGCCUGGGAACUAUAAACUGCUAAAUCAGAACAGGCUAAUACAGUGUUUGGAAUAUAUAUUUUGGCAUAAAAGCAUUAAUGUAAUAUUUCCAAUUUUGAUUCCCUUAGUUUCUUUUUAUCUUUUAGCGAUCUAGUUACACCAUUUGCUAAUCUGAGACAUGUACAACAUAAAAAUUGUGAUUAGCAUUAUUUUUUCAUGUUUUUAUUGCAAGAAGAGCCAGGUCUAUCUUUUUUUCUAUGUUUUUAAGUAAUUGAACAAUGUAUCAAGAGAGUGGUAGUUUACUUCACAUUAUUUUAAUCUCAGAUCUUUUCAUCCUUUAUACAGCUUGUGCUGAGAGAAGCCUACUUUUAGGUUUGAUUGGUACUGAAAACUUCCAUAACUUGGAAAGCUAAAGGGAAUUAGGAGUUCAUGUUUGACAUUUGCCAGUCCUGUUGCUUGGUCACAUGCAAUGGAGGAAUUUUUUACCUCUGCUGCUUUACCCUUCAUUAAAAUUGUAGUUUUCAGUUGGGAAAUAGUUGCCUAGAGAAGGAACAGACUCCGGUCUGUAAAAUUCUGGUACAAUGACAAUGUCAAGAUGAUUUCUUAACAAAAGAAAAUGAAAUCAGACAUUAUUUCCCUUGUUCGGAUUAAUUUGGUAGUAAAUAAGCAGAUAUAAAUAUUUUUUGUUGUUGUUGUUUGUUUUUUUAUUUUUUUUAAGUGUCUGAGAUUUCCUUUAAGAUAAGAACUUCUUUAAAAACUAUUGGCUAAUAAUUCAGCCUUUAAAUUCAUUUCACAUUCUUCUAUAUCCAGGUCAAAAUUUUCUCUACCCUUAGCCCUCACAGGGCUUUAGCACAGAUGAUACUGAAGGAGGAAAGAAAAUGAAGAGAACUCAUGUUUUUAAGGUUUCGACUAUAUUUUGUUCUUCAUCAUUUCUUCCUGAACCUGACCCACCUAAAAAUCCUCUCAAUCCCUAAGAGUGCCUGGAACCUUAAUAAUGGAAAAGCAAUAUAAAUUCCAAAAUGACCAAUGGGGACCUGAAAAGCUUUUGUAUCUGCACUAACUGAAAGUAAAUGAAGAGAAAACACCAUAUUAUAUUGUGAGAUAUACACCCAUACAUAUGGACAAUCAAAUCAUAGAAAAUUGUAUCAUUUCUUAGAGAUGGGGAUAUAAUGCACUGUACAAUCUUUUUUUUUUUUUCCUCUUUUGCCAAAGUGUGUUUUAGCAUUGCACACUGCUUUAAAACAAUACAAUUUACAAGUGGCUUUAUGUGUUUUAAAUAAUUUUGCCAUAAUAAAAUGCGAUGAGUUGGGUAUUGGGGGGAGGGAAGGGGGGGAGAAAAUUCACAUUGCUUAUAACAGUACACUUUAGCUUGCAAGUUACUGUACUCAAUAAUGCUGUAUUUGAAUUUUUAAAUUGUUUUGUGUCAUUGUUAAAAAAGAUCAUGAAAGAAUAUAGGUAGAACAAAUAGCAUUCAGAAGUUUUAAAAACUUGAAUGAAAUGGAUUUUUCAGAAAGCUUUGACAAUUCUUUUAAAAUGCAUUAUUUAUUUUAUUUGUGCCAUGCAUUUUUCUCACCAAAUGACCUUACCUGUAAUACAGUCUUGUUUGUCUCUGUUUACAACCAUGUAUUUAUUGUAAUGUACAUACUGUAAUGUUAAUUGUAAAUUACCAGUUCUUAUUAUAACAUCAUCCUUGUGAGGGUGGUGUUGCUAUAUUUGGAAACUCUUGGUGAGAGAAUGAUUAUUGUGUAUACAUAUUCCUUGUACAUUUUUUCUCCUGUAAUAUACUCUCUGUCACCUUAGAGCUUGUUUAUGGAAGAUUCAAGAAAAGUAUAAAAUACAUAAAGAUAUAUCAAUAAAAAAAAAAAAAAGGAAAAAAGAAAAAAAAAAGCUGCAGGUCUUUGGUCCCAGGGCUGUGCCUUAACUUUAAACAAUUUUUUCUUCUGUUUUGCUGCAUUUGAAAGUGAGGUAGCUGUGGGGCUAGGGCUGGGCAUAUCUACCAUAUUUUUAGUGCUAGCUUAUGGGGAUUACAAGUACAAGCUAGUAUGCAUGAUACUACAGUGAGCUUUCAUUCAUGACCCUACUGGAAGUUCAAGCUUUUCCAGACUUUGGGCAAUAUAAUUGUACUGCCUCUCUGAUUAUCUUUUUACAGGCUAUCAUCAGGGAUUAUUGCAGCCAUUACUUGCUACUACUAAAAAAUAAAAAAUAAAAAAAAAUACUGACACUAUAUUUCAAUACUGAAUUUUGCUGAAAGAGCUUUGGAAAGCAGCUCUAAUAAGCAUCUGAUUUUAAUGCAUAUUGGCAAAUGAAAUAAUUGGAAUUAAAAGGGUAUAUCUCAUACUUUUUUUUUUUUUAGUCAACUAAUAUUCUUUCUUUACUCAGUAGCACAAAUUGCCACUGUAUAAGCAGAAUCCAUAAAGUAGGACAAAAGACAACUUCAGACUUGGAAAUGCUUUCUAACACUAAUAAUAGUGUUAUAAGCAGCCAAAGCUUUUAUUUUGUAUAGAUGUAUCUAAGGCUUUGUACAGGUGUGUAUAGCAUAAUGCACUAGAUCUGGUAAACCUUUUAGUAACACUAGCGUUAGUUUUGCAGAUUGGACUCCGAGCAUCUCUUGCUGUUUGAACAUCACAUUACUCCAGACUGCUUAGGACUGAUAGCAGUGAAUUUUCCAGAGCAAGGUAAACGCCUGUCCUCCAUUCCAGUGAUGCCCAGCCCUUGUAGCAUGCGACUUUUUGGUGAAAGGAGCGAUUCUUUUUCAAGUAAAAACAGAGCCUCCUUUUUGACACAAACUGUAGAUUUUAGCAGCCCUGGCCCAAAGGAAAAUGAUUGCUUUUGUUUUAAACAGUAUAAAAGGGACACUAUAAUGAGAGAAAUCCUGAACAAUAUUUUGUUGUUUUAAUUUGAUUUUUUCUUUUGGGGAUGUCUUGAGAGUGGCAACUUGUGUGAACAUUGCACAUGACAAUUACUUCACCGGUUUCUUAGCCUCUC